AUGUGCGGCCCCGUCCCCCUGGCGCUGCUGCCCACCAGGGUGAGGGGCUGGUGCUUCGUGCGCCGGUGGGACACUCGGAGCCCACGUGCACUGUGCAUGAUCCUGGUUCUCUUUUAUAACCCCCGUGCAGGCAAGACCAGGACAAAAGACAAGUACCGAGUGGUCUACACGGACCACCAGCGCCUGGAGCUGGAGAAGGAGUUUCACUACAGCCGCUACAUCACCAUCCGCCGCAAAGCCGAGCUGGCCGCCGCGCUGGGGCUCACCGAGCGGCAGGUGAAAAUCUGGUUUCAGAACCGGAGGGCGAAGGAGAGGAAGGUGAACAAAAAGAAGAUGCAGCAGCAAAGCCAGCCCACGAGCACCACCACCCCCACACCACCAGCCCUGGGCACCCCAGGACCCAUCGGGGGCCUGUGCAGCAGCAGUGCCCCCAGCCUCGUCUCCUCCUCCCCACUGACCAUCAAGGAGGAAUUCAUGCCUUAG
Tinamus guttatus (white-throated tinamou) is the source of this 483-nucleotide messenger RNA. Lineage: Eukaryota; Metazoa; Chordata; Aves; Tinamiformes; Tinamidae. The record is from RefSeq and is a predicted model, not a curated record.